AAGUUUUUAGAACAAUGUAUAUUUAAAUAUUUGAGAGCCGAACCUGAAGAUCAUUUCUUUUUGUUGACCGAACCACCUCUCAACACGCCUGAAAAUCGAGAAUAUAUAGCCGAAAUAAUGUUUGAAUCAUUUAAUGUACCCGGAUUGUACAUUGCUGUUCAAGCAGUUUUAGCAUUGGCUGCUUCUUGGGCAACUCGUCCAGUCGAAGAGAGAACACUUACGGGGAUUGUUGUCGAUAGUGGUGAUGGUGUUACCCAUGUCAUUCCAGUGGCUGAAGGCUAUGUUAUUGGUAGUUGUAUCAAACACAUUCCGAUCGCCGGUAGAAACAUAACAUAUUUUAUACAAUCUCUUUUGAGAGAAAGAGAAGUCGGUAUUCCUCCAGAACAAUCUUUGGAAACAGCAAAAGCAAUUAAAGAAAGGUAUUGCUACAUUUGUCCAGACAUUGCCAAAGAAUUUGCCAAAUACGACACGGAUUCGGGUAAAUGGAUGAAAAAAUACGAGGGUAUAAAUUCUGUGACGAAAAAUCCAUUUAAUGUCGACGUAGGAUACGAAAGGUUUUUAGGACCUGAAAUUUUCUUUCAUCCCGAGUUUUCCAAUCCGGAUUUUACGACGCCGCUGUCGGAAAUUGUCGACACGGUAAUACAAAAUUGUCCGAUUGACGUGAGAAGACCUUUGUAUCGUAACAUCGUUCU
Molecule: messenger RNA, 692 nt
Organism: Pediculus humanus corporis (human body louse)
Lineage: Eukaryota; Metazoa; Arthropoda; Insecta; Psocodea; Pediculidae
Exons: 5
Biological process (GO): Arp2/3 complex-mediated actin nucleation
Cellular component (GO): actin cortical patch; Arp2/3 protein complex
Molecular function (GO): actin filament binding
Source: RefSeq, a predicted model, not a curated record